This is a messenger RNA of Chenopodium quinoa (quinoa), 330 nucleotides long. Its product is annotated as cold and drought-regulated protein CORA-like. The record is from RefSeq and is a predicted model, not a curated record. The transcript is spliced from 2 exons. The coding region runs from base 1 to 330 and encodes 109 amino acids. Lineage: Eukaryota; Viridiplantae; Streptophyta; Magnoliopsida; Caryophyllales; Amaranthaceae.
AUGGCUUCGAAAACUUUACUUGUGCUAUGCAUUGUGGCUGUUGUUUUCGCAAUUGCAUAUGCCGGGGAAGCAGCCCGAGAGAUGGCUGUGGACUCUAACAAUGCUGCUCACAACAAGGCGAACGGCAUAGAAGAUGCCAAAUACGGUUACCCUGGCCGAGGUGGAUACCCUGGCCAGGGCGGUGGCGGAUACCCUGGCCAUGGUGGUGGAGGAUACCCUGGCCAUGGUGGUGGAGGAUAUCCUGGUGGCCGUGACAGCUGCCGAUAUGGUUGCUGCGGUCGUCGUGACUACAACGGUAUCUGCCAAAGGUGCUGCCCUCAUCCUGUCUAA